Molecule: messenger RNA, 669 nt
Organism: Vitrella brassicaformis
Lineage: Eukaryota; Vitrellaceae
Source: the annotation of a GenBank genome assembly
CUGUAUGUCCUCGACUUCGCUGAAUGCGACACUGACGAGACACCACACGCGAUGCGUGCAAAGGCGGCGAUGCUGUCUCUUUCCCGUUAAGCAACUGGUUGUGCUGGUAUACUUGUCUGGACAUGCGUCUCAAGACGUUGACCACUUGCAGGGCGAGAGGGUUGUUGCGGACGUCGGGUGUGUGGAGGAGGUUGUCCAACUCUGACGUCGGGUUAGCUUGCGCUGCCUGUCUCCCCAUCAAGAUUCUCCACAUCCCGCUCCCUGGUGCCACCUGUUCAGUUCGUGGACGGGGAGGUUUUGCCGGUGCAGACCGACGACGCUAGCCCGAGCAAGGCGAGGGCGCCCGAGGAAAGAGCGAGGGUCAACCUGUGGCAAAGGCAGAGGCGUCACACACCUGUGGCAAAGGCAGAGGGCAUCGGGUCGAGCACAUGUGUCCACGACACAUACCACCUUUCCUCGUUGGUGUCGUCGAACGUCGGUGGCGGCACCCUGUUGAUGCUCAAGUGGAGGUCGAUGUGCAGGUUGCCCGACGGACGGCGAACGGUGAGCUGCAACUCCUCGUUGUCGGUCUGCUCCUCAAGGGCCAGCUCGACACACUGCCGAAGCGUCGUCGUGAAGUCGCGAGGCAACCCCACCAUCCACCAACGCCCACGCACCAAACGACUCACC